UUAAACGGUCCCCCGUACCACAAUAUAGUCUCUUCUCCUAUCUGUAAUUCACCCAAAACCCCUGAUUCACCUUUUGUGCCCUUACUUCAUGGCUGACACCGCCACCUCCACCUCCACCUCUACCUCGGCGGCCGCCGCCGCCGCCGAAGAGCCACCGCCACAAGAAGCCAAAAAAGCGACUGAAGCACCAAAAAGAUGGGCCGAUUUAGAAGACGACCCUCCGGAGGAACCGAGCGCAUCCUCAGCAUCGGAGGAAAAAGGCGCGCCGGAACUCGACGUGGAAAACCUAGCAAUCGACGAGAACAGAAAGAUCAACAAAUUCCUCGACGAACCCGAAGACUCCAACAUCAAAGCCGUUACACCAGGGGAUACACCGUACACGUCAGCGUCUACAUUUGAGGAAUUGAAAUUAUCACCAGAAUUAUUGAAAGGAUUAUAUGUUGAGAUGAAAUUUGAAAAGCCUAGUAAAAUUCAAGCUAUUAGUUUACCAAUGAUUUUAACUCCCCCUUAUAUGGAUUUAAUUGCUCAAGCCCAUAAUGGUUCUGGAAAAACUACUUGCUUUACACUUGGAAUGCUAUCACGUGUCGAUCCGAAUUUAAAAGCUCCUCAAGCACUUUGCAUUUGUCCCACUCGAGAAUUGGCUAUUCAGAAUUUGGAAGUGCUUAGGAAGAUGGGGAAGCAUACUGGGAUAACUUCAGAAUGCGCCAUUCCAAUGGAUAGUAGUAAUUAUAUACCGAUUUAUAAACGGCCGCCAAUUACAGCUCAAGUAGUUAUUGGUACUCCUGGCACCAUUAAGAAGUGGAUGUCCGUGAAGAAAUUGGGUGUGAGUUGUGUGAAGAUUCUCGUGUUUGAUGAGGCGGAUCAUAUGCUGGCUGAGGAUGGAUUUAAAGAUGACUCCUUAAGAAUAAUGAGGGAUAUUGAAAGGAUCAGUUCUAAUUGCCAGGUUCUUCUGUUUUCUGCCACAUUUAGUGAGACGGUCAAGAAUUUUGUAUCAAGGAUAGUUAAGAGAGAUCACAAUCAACUAUUUGUCAAGAAGGAAGAACUAUCAUUGGAGUCAGUGAAGCAGUUCAAGGUGAAUGUCCCAGAUGAACUUUCCAAGGUUCUGGUGAUUAAAGAGAGAAUUUUUGAAUUUGGAGAGCGCCUAGGGCAGACAAUAAUAUUUGUACGUACAAGGAAUAGUGCAAGCAUGUUGCAUAAGUCACUUGUUGACCUUGGUUAUGAGGUUACCACAAUCCAAGGUGCUCUGAAGCAAGAAGACCGAGACAAGAUAGUGAAAGAGUUCAAAGAUGGUUUGACUCAAGUCCUCAUUUCAACUGACCUUCUUGCCCGGGGUUUUGACCAGCAACAGGUUAAUUUGGUCAUCAAUUAUGAUCUUCCUGUGAAGCAUGACAAUCGUACAGAGCCUGAUUGUGAGGUUUACUUGCAUAGAAUCGGUAGGGCAGGGCGCUUUGGCCGCAAGGGAGCUGUGUUCAACUUGCUCAGCGGUGAUAUGGACCAGAUGAUAAUGUCCAAAAUUGAAAAUCACUUUGGCACCAAAGUAGCAGAGGUGGCCGACUGGAGGAAUGAGGAAGACUUUAAAGCUGCUCUCAGAUCAGCUGGUUUAUUGUAAACAAAGCUUCAGUCAAAACUAGAUUGUACUUUAUUAAGUUAUGCACUUUACCCUUUUUGGCGAAAUUAGCUGGUUUGAUUUUGAGAAGUUGAUGUCCUGUUUUUGAAGUUGCUAUUCACAAAAUAUUUGAACUGAAAAGAAGAAGAAGAAAACCAAUCAUUUGUGGUCUUUAUUUUGGAAUCUAAGUGGGAGAAUUUUGAGUUCAUUGUA
This is a messenger RNA of Theobroma umbraticum, 1819 nucleotides long. It is a transcript of the gene LOS4, whose product is annotated as P-loop containing nucleoside triphosphate hydrolases superfamily protein. The record is from RefSeq and is a predicted model, not a curated record. NCBI's taxonomy places the organism in Eukaryota, Viridiplantae, Streptophyta, Magnoliopsida, Malvales, Malvaceae. Gene Ontology annotation, molecular function: RNA helicase activity; nucleic acid binding; ATP binding.